AUGCAAUCACAACAGAUUCCUGUGAACCAAUCCCAGAAUACACAGAAAUCACUUACCAUCACCAGAGCUCCCUCUACAUUAACAGAUGGAGAUGCCCCAUCAUGUUCAACUUCUCCAUCGACUAAUAACUGUCAGGUGUCUCCUCCAAACCUCCUGAAAAGAAAUCAGCAACUACCAGCUACAUUAGGGGGGAGUUUGAUAGUUGAUCCCACUAGUAAUCUGAUUCAGGAUCUUCACAGUAAGCCUGACAUGCAGAACAAACAUGAGUUGCUCAAUGUAAAAGGACCUGACCAGUUGAAGUAUAAAGGGGCAAUCACUGAUCAGCUGGAAGCUUCUUCUUCUGGAACAUCUUACUGCCUUGAUCCUGGAAAUGUCCAACAGAACUUGCCACUUUCCAACUUCUGCAUGGAAGGGGAUGUCCAAUCACACCCAAGAAACAGUUUGCCGUUUGACUCUAAUCUGGAUGGUCUAACGCCUGAUACUAUGCUUUUAAGAGGGUAUGACUCUUCAAAAGAUCUUCAAAAUUUGUUAUCGAACUAUGGUGGUGCUCCUAGAGACCUUGAAACUGAGCUGUCAACUGCUGACAUGAGCUCGCAGUCGUUUAGGGUGUCAAACAUGCCUUUCAGCUCUAGUGAUGUUGUCAUCAAUGACACUGGUGUUCUGAAUAAUAAUGGCUUGCGGGCUAACCAAACCCCACGAAUGCGGACAUAUACUAAGGUUCAAAAGCGUGGCUCUGUUGGACGAUGUAUUGAUGUUACCCGUUACAAGGGAUAUGAUGAACUUCGGCAUGAUUUGGCUAGAAUGUUUGGGAUUGAAGGGCAGCUAGAAGAUCCUCAAAGGACUGACUGGAAAUUAGUAUAUGUGGAUCAUGAAAAUGACAUCCUUCUUGUUGGUGAUGACCCUUGGGAUGAAUUCGUAAACUGUGUACAAAGCAUAAAGAUAUUGUCAUCUGCAGAAGUGCAGCAAAUGAGCUUGGAUGGGGAUUUAGGUGGUAAUGUUCCACUCCCCAACCAAGCUUGUAGUGGGACAGACAGUGGCAAUGCAUGGAGGGGACAAUAUGAAGAUAACUCAGCUGCCUCAUUUAAUAGGUAA
Molecule: messenger RNA, 1092 nt
Organism: Sphenostylis stenocarpa
Lineage: Eukaryota; Viridiplantae; Streptophyta; Magnoliopsida; Fabales; Fabaceae
Source: the annotation of a GenBank genome assembly